Messenger RNA from Struthio camelus australis, 1892 nucleotides. The record is from RefSeq and is a predicted model, not a curated record. Lineage: Eukaryota; Metazoa; Chordata; Aves; Struthioniformes; Struthionidae.
CGUGUGAAAGUACCAAGCGGGGCACCCGCUGCCCACCUCCAGAGCAGCGCCUGUAAGGCAGAAUGAAAUACUAGGCUGCCCGGCUUGUCGUGCGUCUCCCUGCCGUGCUGUGUGAAUCGCCACUUCCACAUGAUCUGUAUCCGAGAUAAAUUCAGUCAGAAUAUUGGACGGCAGAUUUCCUCUAAAGUGAUUUGGGACCAUCUGAGCACCAUGUAUGAUAUGCAAGCUCUUCACGAAUCUGAGAUUCUCCCGUUCCCCAACAUAGAGAAGAAUUUUGUUCUUCCUGAUGAAAUGAUUCAAGAAGUGAGAGAAGGAAAAGUAAUGAUUGAAGAAGAAGUGAAAGAAGACAUAAAAGAAGAGAUGGAGACUCACGCAGGCCCAGAAGAAGUAUUUGCACCUUCUGGAAAUUUAGGAAAAACAAGCGAAAAGCCAAGCAGCAAAGAGAAAGAGAAGACUUCAUCAGACUCUGGGUCCAAAGAAGGACCUGAUAAGAGGAAGCGCAACAGAGUCACUGAAAAGGUCUUAAACGCAAACAGUAAUCCUUCCAGUCCAAGUGCUGCAAAACGACGCAGAACGUAAAGAAAGCUGUGAAAGAGAGAAGUAUUUAACUAUGGCACGUGAAGAGGCAACGUUCAAAAACAAAUAGAAGGAAAGUCAUUACAUGGACUUUGUAAGAAAAGAAAAGGUAUCUGAGCCAGGUGUAUUUGAAGAAUCUGCACAUUGGCUUUACACAUGCAACGGUUUGCCUGUCUUUCCUGAUUUGUUUAUUAGUCAGCACUGAGUAGCUGAGUGAUAGCUACUUUCUCAGGGCAUUGAGGGAGGACGCUGGCAGCUUUAAAAGUUUAUGCGUACUUAACAAUUCCAGUGGUUGUGUUUCAAACCACUAACACACUGUCAGCAUAACUUACGAAACGAGUGCUCAAUGAAACAAGGAGCCUUAAUUCAUUAAAAGCUUAAGUUAUUUCUAUACAUUUUGGAUCUUUUUCUUGCCUUUGCUUUGUUGCUUUCUUUGAAUAUUACAGACCCUCUACGGGUAAUGUUGUUUGGCUGUUUUACUUAUUGCAGACAUAGCAUUUGUAUCAAAUGUCUGGCUUUGUUGGUUCAGUAAAACUAAAAGUAUUGUAAAUCCAGAUCACUAGUGAGUUGAAGUAUUCUUUCAUACUAUUAUAUUUACUGGAGGAAAAAGGAAACCUCUGCUACCUGGAUCCUUCGUGGUGUAACUUUUUUUCUCUAGUCUUUAUAAAUACGUAUACUUUAAGGGAAGUGAAAAUGACAGUGUCCCUAGGCAGAGUAAUUAAUCAGUGUCCUCAAUAAAAUAUCCAGUGGUGUCGCAUGGUAUUGAUAGGGAUCAGCUGUGUUGUGCAUAAACCUGGAGAUGUUGGUUCAUCCGUAUGUACUACAGUAGUGUACAUAACAAUGAGUUUUAUACUUUGUUAUUUAACUUUUGAAAAGCAAUUUUAUUAGAUGUUAAGUACUGCAAAAUGUUGAUCCUGUUCUACAUCUUAAAUAUUCUGAAGUAGUUUUAGUAAAAAAUUUACUAGCGUAUUGUAAUGCUUAUCUUUUAUAUGCUACAGUAUUGAAGUGUGGUAGAAGUUAUUAUUUUUGAGUUGCCAAAAGCUGGUUGGCUCUUAACAAACACAGGUUAAAUGGUGAAUGAAGCUGGAUGAGAUGUUACUCAGUGUGUUUCCCCAUGUGAACUAUAAUUUAAUAAAUUAGAAGAAUUCUUAACCUAGCAGUAUUGCCUUCAAGGUUAGAAGCUAGAGACCUACUAGCUUUUGUUUUUACUCUAAGCACAUAGCCAAGUUCUUGUCUCUUUUAUUCACUUUGCUUAUUUUAUGCUAAGAAUAAAUCUGACGUUCGUUUUAUUAAAUGGUAGUUGUUGCAUAACUUAA